UUAAACAUACACAUUACACACGUCAUAUUAUUGUGUCUACAAUAUUUGGACUACAGCCUAUACGAAUACCAAAAUUUUUAAAGAUUAUCAGUUUUCACAGAUCUUUUACAAACUCAACAACCGGACAAGUCAAUAGGUAUCAUAGCCCGCAAAGAACAUUCCAUAAAAUAUAAUUUAUAGCGUGUUUAAUGUUUACAUUUGGCAAUCGUUUAACUGUCUGAAAAAUGCUAACGAUUAAAUGUGUAUAUAGCAAGUAUUAAUAAUUUUCGCCUGUUGACUUUUUAUUUAUAUUUCCUCGGUUCUUCGUACAACCUCAGUGUCUACUACAUAUCUCAACAUAAUACAUAACAAGAUUGCAGAUAGAGAAAAACAUGGGCAUUAAAGACGAUUUUGUAUCAAAUAUUAUAAGAAAUGAAAUCCGUUACCGUAAGAAAGAAAAAAAAACUAAAGAUGCUGCUACUAUUACCUAUUCUUCAAAAAUUGCAUUAAAUGAUGAAGAAUUCACAUUAUUAUUGAAAAAAAUGGUAAAAAAAUUAAAGAAAAAGAAAAAAAAAUCAAAUAAAGUUCAAUUAAAAAAUGGAAAAACAUUCAAUUGCACUAAAGAUGAAGAAGUAAAAUGCAAUAUAUGCAAACAGCUAUUCUCAAAGACCUAUUUUGCUAUUCAUACACAAUCUCAUAAGGCUUUAUAUAAUUGUGAUAUUUGUGACAAGAAUUUCUCUUAUCUUUCAAUAUUCAAUAGACACAAAGCAACUCACAAAGGUGAUGUGGUAGUAUAUGAAUGUAAAUUAUGUGAUUCAACAUUUAAUAAUUCUAGUGAUUUAUCCAAACAUGGUAUAUUUCAUGAAGAAGAAAGUAUAAUUUGUCAAUUUUGUUUUAAAAAAUUUAAAAAAUUUGAUGAUUUUCUAAACCACAUUAAUAUUUACUCAUUUGACAAACCCUAUCAAAGUUUAACUAACCACGUAAAAAUGCUCAGUGAAGGCACACACUGUUCAUCAUGUUGCACUUGUAAAAUGAGUUUUGCAAAGCGGGAUACUGUAAUAAAAUAUAUAAUAUGAUACAUUUUAUCAAAGAACUAAUAUAAUUUUACCAAGCAAAG
This is a messenger RNA of Melanaphis sacchari, 1096 nucleotides long. RefSeq names its product zinc finger protein 600-like. NCBI's taxonomy places the organism in Eukaryota, Metazoa, Arthropoda, Insecta, Hemiptera, Aphididae. The transcript has 5 exons. The record is from RefSeq and is a predicted model, not a curated record. Bases 372 to 1055 code for a protein of 227 amino acids.